GAAUUCGUUCAGUCUCGUCACAAACUCCACCAGACCACCAUCAUGAAAUUCUUGGCUCUCGCCCUUCUUCUGGCUGUCGGCUCUCAUGCCGCUUCCCUGCAGGCUGAUGCACCCUCCCAGCUGGCCCAUAUCCGGGCUGCUAUGGAUGUCUACAUGACUCAGGUGAAGGACAGUGCCCUUAAAGCCCUGGACCAGCUCGAUGACACCGAGUACAAGGAUCUCAAGGCCUCCCUGGCUCAGCGUAUGGAGGAUAUGCACACUCAGAUCAAGACUCUGCAGCAAUCCGUUUCCCCCGUCACUGACAAUGUCGUCGCCACCAUCUCCGACGCCACCAGUGACCUCCGUACCUCUAUCAUGAAUGAUAUUGAAACCCUGAAAGCCGACCUUGAGCCCAAACGUGCUGCACUGAGAGAGGUCAUCGACCGACACAUCCAGGACUACCGUACAAGGAUGGAACCCAUCAUCACCGAGUAUUCCGCCAAGCACACAGAGCACAUGGAUGCCCUGAAGGCCAGGCUGGAGCCUGUUGUGGAGGAGCUGCGCGCCAAGGUGGCUACCAACGUGGAGGAGACCAAGACCGCCCUGAUGCCCAUUGUUGAAGCUGUGCGUGCCAAGCUCUCUGAGCGUCUGGAACAGCUGAAGCAGAUGGCUACUCCCUACGUCGAGGAAUACAAGGACCAGCUGCAGCAGGCCUAUGCCCAGGCGCAGAAUGUAAAUGCUGAUGACAUCAAUGCCCUGAGGACGAAGAUCGCACCUAUGGUCGAGGACAUCAAGACUCAGCUCAACUCUAUCUUCCAGGCCAUCUCUGAAUCCGUCACCAAGAACUAAAUCCUCCCUAUCCUCUUCCUGUAACUAACCUCACCUAACCUACCUGUCAGUCCUAUCCAUUCCACCUUUCUCUCCAUUCCUUCUUUCCUUAUAUGUGCAGCCAAACCACCUACCAAAAUAAAGCCAAUGUCUAACUGAUGCACUUCUUUGCAACAAAAUGGCGGGACUCUUGUUCUCUCUCUCCCAAGCAAACACCUUACUUUAGGCGCACAUGCUCAAUCAAGCACAUGCAAGCAAAGCCAUACACAGACACAUGCAUACUCAGCACAUACAUGCUUUACUCUUCCAAUGCUAUAGCCAACGGCGUACAUUUUGUGUAGGACUUGUAUGUGAGGAAUUACCACAAGUGCCUGAAACUCUGUGUAAUGAUGCUUGUCUGAUGAAAACUGUGCAUUGACGAAAUACAGCUCAAUAAACAUCUGGCUGUUUAUAUUA
This is a messenger RNA of Perca flavescens (yellow perch), 1263 nucleotides long. It is a transcript of the gene apoa1b, whose product is annotated as apolipoprotein A-Ib. Gene Ontology annotation, biological process: phospholipid efflux; acylglycerol homeostasis; cholesterol efflux. The coding region runs from base 43 to 828 and encodes 261 amino acids. NCBI's taxonomy places the organism in Eukaryota, Metazoa, Chordata, Actinopteri, Perciformes, Percidae. Gene Ontology annotation, molecular function: phospholipid binding; cholesterol transfer activity; phosphatidylcholine-sterol O-acyltransferase activator activity. The transcript is spliced from 4 exons. The record is from RefSeq and is a predicted model, not a curated record. Gene Ontology annotation, cellular component: chylomicron; very-low-density lipoprotein particle; low-density lipoprotein particle.